This is a messenger RNA of Pan troglodytes (chimpanzee), 2837 nucleotides long. RefSeq names its product mannosidase alpha class 1C member 1 (gene MAN1C1). Gene Ontology annotation, biological process: mannose trimming involved in glycoprotein ERAD pathway; carbohydrate metabolic process. The record is from RefSeq and is a predicted model, not a curated record. Gene Ontology annotation, molecular function: calcium ion binding; mannosyl-oligosaccharide 1,2-alpha-mannosidase activity. The transcript is spliced from 12 exons. NCBI's taxonomy places the organism in Eukaryota, Metazoa, Chordata, Mammalia, Primates, Hominidae. Bases 284 to 2176 code for a protein of 630 amino acids. Gene Ontology annotation, cellular component: endoplasmic reticulum; Golgi membrane; extracellular exosome.
CUGCGGCGCGCGGCCGGUCGCUGCGGGCCCGGGCCCCAAGCCGUGCCGCUCCGCUCGCCCGGGCCCCGCCGAGGCCGCUGCGCCCCCGCCUCCUCGCGGGAGGACUCGCUCCAAACUCCCUGAACUUCGGGGACAGUCCCCCGAAGCGGCGAAACUCUCAGGGUUGGCAACCCUGCCUAGGGACCCCCAUCCCGGUCGGCGCUCCGGACGCCCUCCCCUCACCGCGCCCCCGCAGACACGUGCCUGGACUCCGAGGGCUUCUGGAGCCCCCGGCCGGGCCACGAUGCUCAUGAGGAAAGUGCCCGGCUUCGUCCCGGCCUCCCCGUGGGGGCUGCGGCUGCCGCAGAAGUUCCUCUUCCUCCUCUUCCUCUCGGGCCUGGUCACCCUGUGCUUCGGGGCCCUCUUCCUGCUGCCCCACUCCUCUCGCCUCAAGCGCCUCUUCCUGGCCCCCCGGACCCAGCAGCCUGGCCUGGAAGUGGUGGCUGAAAUCGCCGGCCAUGCCCCGGCCCGCGAGCAGGAGCCGCCUCCCAACCCGGCCCCCGCCGCGCCGGCCCCGGGCGAGGAUGACCCCAGCAGCUGGGCCAGUCCCCGCCGCAGGAAAGGGGGGCUGCGGCGCACCCGCCCCACUGGACCCCGCGUGGAGGCCACGGCGGCCCGGGGCAAUAGCAUCCCGGCCUCCAGGCCCGGGGACGAGGGCGUCCCUUUCCGCUUUGACUUCAACGCAUUCCGGAGCCGCCUCCGCCACCCGGUCCUGGGAACGAGGGCCGAUGAGAGUCAGGAGCCCCAGAGCCAAGUGCGAGCCCAGCGGGAGAAAAUCAAGGAGAUGAUGCAGUUUGCUUGGCAGAGCUAUAAGCGUUAUGCAAUGGGGAAAAACGAACUCCGUCCACUAACAAAAGAUGGCUACGAGGGUAACAUGUUCGGAGGCCUCAGCGGGGCAACAGUCAUUGACUCCCUCGACACCCUCUACCUCAUGGAGCUGAAGGAGGAGUUCCAGGAGGCCAAGGCCUGGGUGGAAGAGAGCUUCCACCUGAACGUGAGCGGAGAAGCAUCCUUGUUUGAGGUGAACAUCCGCUACAUCGGGGGACUCCUCUCAGCCUUCUACCUGACAGGAGAAGAGGUGUUCCGAAUAAAGGCCAUCAGGCUGGGAGAGAAGCUCCUGCCGGCGUUCAACACCCCCACGGGAAUCCCAAAGGGCGUGGUGAGCUUCAAAAGUGGGAACUGGGGCUGGGCCACAGCCGGCAGCAGCAGCAUCUUGGCGGAGUUUGGAUCCCUGCACUUGGAAUUCUUACACCUCACUGAACUCUCUGGCAACCAGGUCUUCGCUGAAAAGGUCAGGAACAUCCGCAAGGUCCUCAGGAAGAUCGAAAAGCCCUUUGGCCUCUACCCCAACUUCCUCAGCCCAGUGAGUGGGAACUGGGUGCAACACCAUGUCUCAGUUGGAGGACUCGGGGACAGCUUUUAUGAAUAUUUGAUCAAAUCCUGGUUGAUGUCGGGCAAGACAGAUAUGGAGGCUAAAAAUAUGUACUACGAAGCCUUGGAGGCAAUAGAGACCUACUUGCUGAAUGUCUCUCCCGGGGGGCUGACCUACAUUGCCGAGUGGCGAGGGGGGAUUCUGGACCACAAGAUGGGGCACCUGGCCUGUUUCUCCGGGGGCAUGAUCGCCCUUGGCGCCGAGGAUGCCAAGGAAGAAAAGAGGGCCCACUACCGAGAGCUCGCAGCCCAGAUCACCAAGACGUGUCACGAGUCAUACGCCCGCUCAGACACCAAACUCGGGCCUGAGGCCUUCUGGUUUAACUCCGGCAGAGAGGCCGUGGCCACCCAGCUGAGCGAGAGCUACUACAUCCUCCGGCCAGAGGUGGUGGAGAGCUACAUGUACCUGUGGCGACAGACCCACAACCCCAUCUACAGGGAGUGGGGCUGGGAGGUGGUGCUGGCCUUGGAGAAAUACUGUCGGACAGAAGCCGGUUUCUCCGGGAUCCAAGACGUGUACAGUAGCACCCCCAACCACGACAACAAGCAGCAGAGCUUCUUUCUAGCGGAGACACUAAAGUAUCUCUAUCUUCUGUUCUCUGAAGAUGACUUGCUCUCCCUGGAAGACUGGGUGUUCAACACCGAGGCCCACCCACUCCCGGUGAACCACUCAGACAGCUCCGGCAGAGCCUGGGGCAGACACUGACCCCAUCUCCUGCCGCCGCCCUGGGGCCGCUGCAGGGAUGCCUUGCCUUUUCAGGAUUUGAGACUGUUCUCAAAGGGAUUGGGAACGAAGGCCCCAUCUCGGGCAGACCCCCAGCAGAUGUGUCGGACAAGCAACUUCUUUUCCUCUGUGAGGAGACAAGACUUGGAGACUCAGCGAUGUCAGGCCAGGGCCAUGGCCACACUGGCCCACACAUUCCUUUCUACAGAGAAUUUCUAUGAAGCCCACUCACUUGCCAUUCCAGGGCCAAAGGACCGGAGGUUUGCAUAUCCGCCCCUUGUAUUUGAUUUGCUUCCUUUUGGUUUCUUGGUUUUUGUUUUUGCUUGAUUUUGUCUUUUCUCUACAGUUUAGUUUUGUCACAAUUAUACAUAUAGUUUUCAAAAUCAUGCACUUUCUAAAAUGGUGUCAUCCUGAUAAACAAAACCCAGUGUUUGCACACACACAAAAUCUUGACCCUGUUAUCUAUAUUUUAAAUGCUUUUUGCCCAACACUGACCCUAUGUUCAACUUUGUGUCAUUUACCUUAUAAUUUGAGGAGGGGUUUCCCUUUGGGCCUCAGUGUUACAAAUUACUAGUGCUAUUUUCAUUAUUAUUGUAAUGGAAAAAUCUGUGGACUAAAAUAAAAGAGUUUAUUGAGUAAGAAA